Messenger RNA from Talpa occidentalis (Iberian mole), 8657 nucleotides. RefSeq names its product KIAA1549 like. The record is from RefSeq and is a predicted model, not a curated record. The transcript is spliced from 21 exons. The coding region runs from base 1 to 6429 and encodes 2142 amino acids. NCBI's taxonomy places the organism in Eukaryota, Metazoa, Chordata, Mammalia, Eulipotyphla, Talpidae.
AUGGCUUGGCAGGAGGCGAAGCCCCGGGGCCCGCGGGAAGCCCGGCGGGCAGCGCGGGGGCGCGGGGCCCGGGCCGGCGGGGGAGCAGCGCGCUCCCCGGGCGUGAGGGACGCGGAGCCGGCGCGGGGACCCCGGGCCGCCGCGCCCCAGGAUGCGCCGUCGCCGCUGCUGCUGCUGCUGGCGUUCCUGCUGCUGGCGGCCCUCCCGGAGCCCUGCCGGGCCGACCCGGGAACAGACAAUCUACAGAUAACUGUCACCCCCACCCCAGAGUCCUUUCCUCGUGGGAAAUUGUUGCCGAUUUCACCAACAUGGCCUUUCUCUGAAGUCCAGUCUUCCGCAGCGGGCAGAGUUGGGACUGUGCUGGGCCCUACCCCUGACAACACGAGCUUGCUGCAGGUGGCCCGGACACUGCCUCCCAAGGCGCACCGCAGAGCUAGGGCCCACGGGGACUUCCCUCCCCCACCUUCCCAAGGAAGUGGCCAUAGCACCUCCCUUGAGCCUUCUAAGGAUUCCACCGAAUCCCUGGUCCCACCAAGAAUUCAAGGGGCAGAAGAAGCAGCUGCUGCGUCAGGUUUGCCUCACACCAGCAUGAUCCCUCCCUUGUCCACUCUCCUUUCUGUGACAUCCUUGAGAGCAGUCCUUGUAUCCCAGCCACUAAGGGUAGGGGCGCCUUUCAUUUCCAAACAACAUUCCCUGAAGUCAGACGUUCUCCUGUUUCUCCCCCCAUCUUCAUCCUCUUCAUUGACUCCUGACUCAUCACAUCAUUCCAUCAUCUUUUUUAAACCAGCAGAACCACCCACCCAAGAGCCCUUGUUCCCCCAAACAGCUCCAGUGGACAUCUCAAGCCAGAGUGUAGCUAAUCCCCUGCACCCAUUUGCUGAUGCAGUGAACCACACUCCAGCCCCCAGAGCCCGGGGUUUAAUCGGCACCCCUCAUCUAGGCUUUUCUGGAUCCUCCACAAAACAGUUUUCUGAGCUCUCCUCCCCAGAGGACGCUCAUUCAGCAGGCUCCCCCAAACCCAAGGCUUUGCGAUCUGGGACACAAAGAGACCUGGCCCACAUGUCUCCCCCUCACUUAGCACCUGGAAGUCUUCUUCAGCUUCCAGGUGGAACUCCCUCAAGGCCAUUGUUGGAAGUGACUUCAAGUCCUGCAUCCACCCAGCCAGUGGAAGCUGAGGUGGCUGAAAGAGUGCAUCAUGGGGUGUCUUUGCCGGCUUUUAAGAGCAUGGUAGCAGAGACCCAUGAGGCUGAGCCUUCUCUUUUCCAGCCUGCAGAAUCAGUGGCAGUAGAAAUGACCAGCAGAAAGCUAGCUCCUACUACUACAGAUGACUCUGCUAACCCACUGCAUUUGUCAGCAGCUCCAGAGAAUUCCGAAGGGCCUGCCCUUUCAACAGAGCACACUUCUUUGGUGCCUUCUUCUCUGCCUCUCACUACAGCUAGCCGGGGGCAAACCAUCCUUUCUGGGGUGGUUCCUGGAUCACCAUCGAAUGGCAUGGCAGCAGACUUGCCCUCCACCCUGCCUUCCUUCUGGUCGACAGAGAGUCAUGUCUCUCCACCCCCUGACUCCCCAAUGUCAACUCCUCAAGAAGAGGACAAUGAUAGACCCCCUCUGACUGCAGCACCAGACUUCCUCCUCUCACGCAAACCUAACCUUCGCUCCACAGCCUGGACAUUUCCCCUGCAGAAAGAGGAUGAUGUGACAGCUGUUUCAAAGGAAAGUGAAAAGACAGAGGUGAUCGUCACUCUCCAGACCCUUCCGAAAAAAGAGAUCCCCAGUCUUCUCACCAUAAAUGAAUUUGCCUCUGAAUUCAGCACAGGACGCUUUUCACCAACUGUCACUACAACACCAAGGAUGGCCCUCCCCCCUUCAGCAUUGCCUGUGACUUCCUUCUCCUCUGGAGGAACCCCCCAGACUGUUUCCCAGUCUCCUCCCUUUUCCAGCACCAAGUCAGAGACUUCUGCAGCUGCACUGGACCCUUCUGAGUUGCCGAUUUCAGCUUCCAAACAGGUGACAGCCUUUCCCUCCUCCACUGAGGUCUAUGAUUUCUCAACAAUGGAACACAUGAUAAAGCCAGACAUCACAGAUGUUUCCUGGAGUUCUCUUUUAGCAGAAACUGGAUCCCUUUCCACAGAACCAGUGAUAACUGGCUUGCUGCAGCAAACAAAUUAUGAUGUAAAUGGGGACACAAUUAACUCCACAAGUUGGGAAACUCAUUCAGUUUCAACUACUCCUCCCCCUGAUUUAACUUCAGCUGUCAGGACAAUAAAAGCUCAGAAUUUAAAAGAUACUGCUGGACAUUUAGCAACUGCAGAAGGCUUUAGCAUUCCAAAUCCAGUCCUUGGUACAAGCAUCCAACAGCCCAUCCAACAGUCAGUCGCUACCAUAGUUGGAAACCGUACAGACCUCUCGUCUGUAAGCAGCAACAAUCAUUCCAGGGACUUCCAAGCAGCUGAGGUUGAAGAUUACCCUUCCACAAGUCAGUCUUCCAUGUCUUAUCCUUCUCCAACACAUCCACUUUCGCCAGCCUCUCCAAGUCUAACUUCCACCGCUAGCAUGCAGGAAAUGUUUGCGGAUGGAAAGGAUACAGGCUUCCCAAUUUCCAGCGACACCUAUCCGUCUCCUGCGAGGAAUGCUUCUACAAGAUUCCAGAGCGUUCUGAAAUAUCACUUUACUGCUGAACCUCCACCUCUCUCAACCACUGCCUUAUUCAAAGUGCCCCUGGCUUCUCAGCGCCCCAAGAAAUGGACAGGUGCAGCCACUAAUGCAGUGGACUCCUCAGUGUCAUCCAAGGGAGAACCAACAGCAGCAGCAGCCACACUGUUUCUGAAGAAAUCAAGCCUGCCGGCGCUGUCAGCAGCCCUAGUGGCUAAGGGUACUGGUGGUAGUCCUUUGGCCGCGGCCUCAGGAUUAGUCAAGAGUACUGCUCCAGCUAAAAAUGUCACAAACAGUGCAGCAUCUGGCCCAAAGGUGACCCCAGGGGCAGUCCACACAGCCUUCUCGUUCACGCCAACCUACAUGUUUGCAAGAACAUCACACACCGUGAGCGCCCAUACAGCCAUGCAAGGGAACACGGGCACUGCCUCUGGCCUGUUGUCCACAACACACCUCCCCAGGAAGCCACAAGCCAUGCACCCAGGCCUCCCAAACCCCACCAACCCAGACAUGCCCAGGGUGUCCACCACACGCCCACUGACAAUCACAGCAGCCUUGACCUCCAUCACUGCACCAGUAAGGGCCACCCGGUUGCCCCCUGUGCUGGCAGAAAACACAGAUGCUGCUCUUCCUGCUGUGUCAACUGCAGUGGUCACAACUGGCAAGAUGGCGUCCAGCCUGGAGUGUCAGAUGUCCACUAAGCUCCUGGUGAAGACAGUUCUCUUUCUGACCCAAAGGAGAGUACAGUUCAGUGAAUCCUUGAAGCUCAGUAUAGCCAAAGGGCUCACGCAGUCUUUGCGGAAGGCUUUCCACCAGAAUGACGUCUCGGCCCACGUGGACAUUCUGGAACAUUCUCAUAAUGUCACGGUUGGGUAUUAUGCUACCAGAGGGAGGCUGGUGUACUUGCCUGCCGUAGUGAUCGAAAUGCUGGCUGUUUAUGGGGUCAGCAACGUCACUGCAGAUCUGAAGCAGCAUACCCCAAACUUGCAGUCUGUGGCAGUCCUAGCCUCCCCUUGGAAUCCCCAGCCUGCUGGCUCCUUCCAGCUAAAAACAGUGCUGCAGUUUGUGAGCCAAUCUGAUAAUAUCCAAUCCUGCAAGUUUGCUCAGACAAUGGAGCAGAGGCUGCAGAAGGCCUUCCAGGAUGCUGAGAGGAAAGUCCUGAAUACCAAAAGCAAUCUGACUAUCCAGAUUGUGGCUACAUCCAACGCCUCCCAGACAGUCACCUUGGUGUACGUGGUGGGCAAUCGGAGCUCCUUCCUCAACGGCACGGUUGCCAGCAGCCUUCUCCGCCAGCUCUCAGCUGAGCUGGUGGGGUUCUACCUCACCUACCCUCCGCUCACCAUUGCUGAACCGCUGGAAUAUCCCAACCUUGAUAUAUCAGAAACAACCAGAGACUACUGGGUCAUUACAGUGCUGCAGGGCGUGGACAAUUCGCUGGUGGGCUUGCACAACCAGAGCUUUGCCCGGGUCAUGGAGCAGCGCCUGGCCCAGCUCUUCAUGAUGUCCCAGCAACAAGGCCGGCGAUUUAAGCGGGCCACCACCCUGGGAAGCUACACGGUGCAGAUGGUAAAGAUGCAGCGAGUGCCAGGACCCAAGGACCCAGCGGAGCUGACCUACUAUACCCUGUACAAUGGAAAGCCUUUGCUGGGGACCGCAGCUGCCAAGAUCCUCAGCACCAUUGACUCCCAAAGGAUGGCCUUGACUCUGCAUCACGUUGUCCUUCUGCAAGCUGACCCCGUGGUGAAAAGUCCACCCAACAACCUGUGGAUCAUCGCCGCAGUGCUGGCACCCAUCGCUGUGGUCACAGUCAUCAUCAUCAUCAUCACUGCCGUGCUCUGCCGGAAGAACAAGAACGACUUCAAGCCGGACACCGUGAUGAACCUGCCUCAGAGAGCAAAGCCUGUGCAAGGCUUCGACUAUGCCAAGCAGCACCUGGGCCAGCAAGGGGCGGAUGAGGAGGUCAUCCCUGUGACUCAGGAAACAGUGGUGCUCCCUCUCCCUACUCGAGAUGCCCCUACUUCGCAGGAAAGGGACGUCGCUCAUGAUGGAAGCACCAUCAAGACAGCCAAGUCUACAGAAACCCGAAAGAGCAGGUCGCCCAGUGAGAACGGCUCUGUCAUCAGCAACGAAUCAGGGAAGCCCAGCUCGGGGAAGCACUCGCCCCAGAAUGUAAUGGCACAGCAGAAAGUGACAAAGGAGGAGGCUCGAAAGAGAAAUGCACCUGUGAGUGAUGAAGAAGAUGGAGCCGUUCUGUUUGACAACUCUGGCAAGACAGCUGCUGAUCCCUUUGACACGUCUUCUGGAUCUGUGCAGCUCAUCGCAAUAAAACCCACUGCCCUCCCUGUGGUACACCCCACCUCAGACAGGAGCCAGGAGCCGGCAGUCCUCAACGGCGAGGUGAACAAGGCCCUGAAGCAGAAGUCUGACAUUGAACACUAUCGGAACAAGCUGCGCCUCAAAGCCAAGAGGAAGGGCUAUUACGACUUCCCGCCGAUGGAGACAAACAAGGCUCAGACGGAAAGAAAAAAAAUGUAUGAGAAGGCCCCAAAGGAAAUUGAGCAUGUUUUGGACCCAGAUCCAGAAUUGUGUGCCCCGUUUGCUGAGUCUAAAAACAGGCAACAGAUGAAGAACUCCGUCUACCGAAGCCGGCAGAGUCUGAAUAGCCCGAGUCCGGGAGAAACGGAGAUGGACCUUCUGGUGACUCGGGAGCGACCCCGCCGAGGAAUCCGUAACAGCGGAUAUGAUACUGAGCCUGAAAUCAUAGAGGAAACCAACGUGGACAGAGUUAAUGAGCCCCGGGGCUAUGCCAGGGCCAGGCAGGGCAAAGGCCACUCGGAGACCUCAACUCUGAGCUCCCAGCCCUCCAUCGACGAGGUCAGGCAGCAGAUGCACAUGCUGCUGGAGGAGGCUUUCAGCCUGGCGUCCUCGGGCCACGCAGGCCAGACCCGGCACCAGGAGGCCUAUGGCUCAGCACAGCACCUGCCCUACUCCGAGGUGGUGACCAGCGCUCCGGGUACCAUGACGCGGCCCAGGGCUGGGGUCCAGUGGGUGCCAACCUACCGCCCAGAGAUGUACCAGUACAGUCUGCCCCGGCCGGCCUACAGGUUUUCUCAGCUUCCUGAAAUGGUCAUGGGCUCUCCCCCGCCACCUGUACCUCCCCGGACUGGCCCUGUAGCUGUUACUUCUCUCAGGCGGUCCACCUCGGACAUCGGCAGCAAGACCAGGAUGGCCGAGUCUGCGGGGCCCGAGCCGGCCCAGCUGCAUGACAGCGCCUCCUUCGCGCAGGUGUCCAGGGGCCAGGUGUCCGUGGCGCAGCUGGAUCAGUCUGCUUUAAAUUACUCAGGUAAUACGGUGCCGGCCGUGUUCGCCAUCCCAGCUGCCAACAGACCAGGCUUCACUGGCUACUUCAUCCCGACGCCUCCCUCAUCCUACAGGAACCAGGCCUGGAUGUCCUAUGCUGGGGAGAAUGAGCUCUCGAGCCAGUGGGCCGAUUCGGUCCCCCUCCCGGGGUACAUCGAGGCUUACCCACGGUCACGUUAUCAGCAGAGCUCACCCUCCAGGCUUCCUCGCCAGUACAGCCAGCCAAGCAGCAUGCACCCCAGCUUGGAGCAGGCCCCGGUGCCCUCCACAGCGGCCUCCCAACAGAGCCUGGCAGAGAAUGACCCAUCUGACGCACCCCUGACCAACAUCUCCACGGCGGCCCUCGUGAAGGCCAUCCGGGAAGAGGUGGCCAAGCUGGCCAAGAAACAGACAGACAUGUUUGAGUUCCAGGUCUAAUGCCUGAGCCCCUGGGAACUUCAAACACAAGGAAAUAGUCGUCAGGUUUCUCAAGCCUAACAUGUUGGAACUGGAGUCACAUCAGUGUGUGAAUCUUUCUCGCCCUCCCUUACUGAAAAAGUGAACAGUGGGGCUUCUGGGAAUCAGAGCAAAACUCUUAAACGACUGGAUUCUCAUUAUUCCACUGAUUCUAUGUCAAGAAGUCCCUGCACGGGACCAUAUGUUUGACAUUCUGUUAUGUUAAAUGUUUGAACUAUGGGUGCAUUUCCCUACGGAGCCUUAGUCACAAGAGACAUUAGCUAUCUGCAGAUUUCUGAGCAAUGCCACAUUUUAAUAAAUCACCAGAGGGGAGAAUACAGCUCUAUCUUUUGUGACCUCUGCAUGUUAACUCCGUUUCUGUUUUAAAGGCAAUGCAGGGGUGUGAUUAAGCACCAGACUGCUCUCUCUCAUCAGCUGUGACUGUAUUCCUUAAAAUCACCUCUGGUCUGUAAGGGAGACACUGACUCCAGCCAAGAAACUUGACUCCCUUUCUCUUCUAAAGGUUCAUAUUCAAAGUCAAAUGAAUUGGAUAAAAAUCAGUACUCUCAAUGACUGCACCUAUAAAUAGUCCUGGCUCUUCCCCCCCAUUAAUUAAACAAAGACCAAGAGAGAGAGGAGAUGAGAGGAAAUGGUUGAUGUGUGUUGACAGGCUUUUGAAAACGUGUUGUCAUUUUAGAUUCAGAGAACCCUGCAAGGUGGGAUCUAACAGAAAGAGAAUCGGUGCUAAGAGCUUUUAGGAUCCUACAAAAGAAAAAGUUACUCAUGGAGGUUUUUUCUUUGCCUUGCAAUGAAGGGGGCCUGAGAAUGAAGCAUCUUUCUUUUGAGGAAACAGAUACAUCGACUUGUACAAGAAAGUCUCUGCCCCUUCAUCAGUGAUGUUCAGCAUGUGCUGCCGAGCAAUGCAAAAGGAAAUAGUCAUUGAUGCCUGUUUGAAGCCGAAAUAGUGGAUCCGCAGCCUCCCCAGGCUGCAGCCUCUGUUUGUGGAAGCUUCUGAAUGUAGAAAACCUGUUAAUUUAUGUUUAAAUGUAAAUAACUUUUUAAAAAAGUGUAUGGAGUUAGCCAGUGCCCUUUGCACCCUAUAGUUAAUGGGCGCAGGAGGACUUCAACAGAAAUGGUGGGGCUGCUGACCUUGUGACAAAGAUGUUGCAAAUCACCCUCCCAGGCAUGGCCAGUCAGCCUGCAGAAUUCUGUAUGGGCACUGCCUCUCAGCCCUGAGGCACCAGUCGCUGACUGUCACUGCAAACAAAACAACUACUGACUUUGGGUACCCCAGAGAGAAUGAACAGUCUGGUUUCCUCACCAACGUUGGGAGCCAUGCACGAUAUUGGGGGCUUAUUGGUGUCUGUUGGAGAACAAGGUCCUGUCCUGCCUUCACCCAUGACCCAUCUAGCUUCAGCUGUUAUCCAUCCCCUUCUGAGCCUAUCCUUCCAUUCUCCUCAUGAGUUUCUUUGGUCUUUACUAAGAGAAGAAGGUGGAAAUUUAAAGUUGAGAGAACAGUAGGAGUGGGACUGACUAGGAUGGGAGAUUCAGACUGUCAAAGCACAGACUUUUCAAAGAAGCUGUUUUUAUUUCCCAAUGGCAAAUUGCCCUUUCUGGAAUGUUCCAGAAAUGAUGUGUCAUGGAAACCCCAAACAAGUCCCUUGUUCAGAUGAUAUUAGGUAGUGUCCUUUUGGUAUGCUGGUUGAUCUUUCAUAGUGUUAGUUUUUUGUUACUUAAAAAAAAUCAGCUAUAAAUAAAAUGUAUUUUUGUAAUUUCCAUGUGUAUAUAUGGUAUAUUUCUACCAAUGGCCAGUUAUUGUAGUCCAAAACCUAAAUCAGCUUGCAAAACACUGUGGACGGUGCAAGAUUUUAUGGACAGAUUAACACAAUGCCUAAGUCUAUCCAAAUAGGUAUUCAAUGCACUUGAAUGAACAAAGAGCCAAAGAAACUCAGCCUUUUCAUGCAAAUGGUAUGAGUCUGAUAAAGUCAGCUACAUUGUCCCGCCUUACCAAUAAUAUUUCAUCAGUGCAAUGAUCUCACCCAAUACUUUUGUCUACUUGGUAAAUGCCUGGAAAUACUGUAUAUGAAAAUGAAGUUUCAAGACCUUAGUAUGAUUAAAGUAUAUGCACAUGCUUCAAAGACAGUGUCUGAGCUUUGGACAUUCCAGUGAUUUUUUUUUUUUUUUUUAGAGAAUGAGCCUACAGUUUGCUU